CCGGGACACGCACAAAAAAGUCAACAAGAAAAGAUAGCUACCAUCUAGCACGGGACCUCGGUAUGGAUGGAAACUGACGAAUUGCUUGGCUACACAGACUCGCGACCCGGCAAUUGAUCAAUACCCAACAACUUUACAACACCCGGGUUUUGGCAGAAAUAUACCAAACAAACGGCCGGUUAGGAAAGCUCGGGUCGGACCGUUCAGCAGCUAGUACCUACCUCUAGGUCAACUCCUUCAACCCCGCGUCCCAUCGUGGAGCUCUUUGGUCUCUACAAUUUUCCGUCUGCGAAACACAGGCUACCUACACUACCUUGUAGGCAAAAGAAUAUCCAUCCAUUGGUUGUUCGUUGGAUAAUCAGAAACCAGUCAAAGAAAGAUAGCCCACGGACUGGUUGGCUUUGAGCCCCUGUGAUUCCGUGUUGAAUUCAGCGUCAUGACAACCUCAACAGCCCCAGACGUCCCGCAUUGGCGGCUGCAGGAACAGCUCCCGGAGUCAGCUGCACCGUUGUCACCACACCACGAGCCUCAAGCACCACCAACAAGACCAACGGCGCCGGUAGCUCCAGACACACCACCGCAACCCGACGCGCCCAGAAUCCCAUUGCCCGCCCCGACCACAGGUUCAUCGACAAGUGCAACCGCGAUCGAGCCCCCGACCUCCAAUGCCGCGCCGAGUUCCACUGCUAAGGCCGAUCAUCAGCACCUGCCGUCAUGUACAGGACCCACAACCUCAACCGCGACAUCGCGCAGCUCUGUCUCCAAUUCCAAUUUAUCCGCAUCUUCUGUGACAGCAAACAUCCCUCAAGACCCAAAAAACGGGACAGUCCCCGGUGGCGUAGACACGGCGGCGCCAGGUGGAAGCUUCCAUAGCAGCGAGCAGCCAACGACCGUCACCACUGGAGCCCGGGGAGUGACGGUUGACGGGCCCCCGUCUGCACUAAAUGGGCAGCCCCAGCAGUCCCAGAACCCGUCUCAGGUACCCGCUCCGUCGCCGAUUCCUGCCCCAGACGCGACAAAUUCUGCCGCGACCUCGACCUCAACCUCGACACCUGCGAACGCAACUCUGUCUGCGACCGGCCCUGCGACCACGACGAUCCCGAGUACCACGAUCACAGCCUCUGCUCGAUCCAACUUCAGGGACCCCAUUCGAUGGAGAGACCCCAUAACGGUCCAUUACGACAGUGACAGUGGCCACGCUCACCCGGCAAUACUCCACGCUCAGUCCGCGCAUCCAGCAUCAGCAUCAUCAUCAUCAUCAUCGUCAUCGCAGUUGCCGCCGCCGUUGCAAUUGAAGUACGAACUGUCCCGGCAACACAUCGAGCAUCAUCCCGCAUCGCAACCGGCAACUCAAUCACAACUUCCCGCCCAGGCACAAUCACAAUCUUCGGCCCAGCCUGCUCCAGCACAAGCCAGAUCGCACCACGAACCCAACCGUUGCCGGCCGUCUCGAUCCCAUCCUCAAACUUACCAUACGCAACCCCCGCUCCAGCCCGCCCCGGCGCCGGUGACCGCGACUCAACUCCCACCGCCUGCGCAUUCCCCACGACAGUCAUAUCAACAUCACCUUCAAGCCUCUCCAUACCAAUAUCAAGCCCCGCCGCCCGCGCAUCCUCAGCAUCAUUACCAGCAUUCGUAUCCUGUCGGGGCCCCUCUGCACCACCCUCCUCCCCCUCCUUCCCAACAGCAGCACCAUCCAUACGAGCACCCAUAUUCAUCCCGUAACGACGGCUUGAUCUCAAGACCUAUCAUCAUGGACCCGCCUAGGUCGCGGCCCGUGAGCCAGCUGCCGCCACCGGCCGACCCGAUCUCUAGCUCUGGGUUCCCUUCGCCAGCUACAACUCACGCACACCUCAACAAGAAAUUCGCAGACGAUUGCACGCGGUUGACCUAUGCAAUCCAACAAAGCACACCCGAGGCCGUUCGGCGCGUUGUUCGAGAUAAUUGGGAGAAGUGUAUGUUGGGUACCGAGUUUCACCAAGCUUUUAUUCUGAACGCAUCAAUACAUCACGCUGUACCAUCUAUUACACGGCGCGCAGUUAGAGACUUCGGGCAAAAGAUGGUUCUCGAGUCAAAGCACGAGUUAAUCAGCCAUUUCUCGACGGCUGAUCUCGAUGACAUCGCCGACGCUAUUAUCAACAAGGCCAGCGAGGCCUUUCUGGACAAGUGCCUGAACGCACGACUCCUAACAAUUGAAGCGAAACCUUUGAUCACGGCCCUUGCCAAGGCUGAACGUCUUGGUUACAAUCCUGCGGACAUUGUGGAAGAGCAGCAUGAGAGGGUCACGCCUACUUCGCAGGCUGCUCGGCCUCCUCCACCCCAGUCAACCUACCCCGGCCGUUUGCAGUGUAUGGGGUGCUACAGGGUUUUCACAUAUCAAGUUCCCUACGAAUACCACACGUCGCGCCGACUCUGCACUGUACGCCCCCCGGCGAGCGUAAAGGGCUUCGAGUUUUCAUGCCAGUAUUGCGGCGAAGGGUUCACCAGAAGUGAUGAGCACCAAUCGCACGAACGCGCUCGAACUUGCUUCCAUCCGGGGCCACCCUUAGCUCGAGGACCCGGUCGUCCUCCUCGCGUCGCUCCAGUCCCUUCGUCUAUAGCACAGGCAACGCCAGCGGUUACUAGGACGAUCGACCUGACCUCGGCUGGCUCGACACCCUCUGCUGAAACUCCCGCUGGAACUAAAACCCCUAACGCAGCCGACCCUUACGGCCACUUAACUGAGGAGCAACUAGCGGCAAUGGACGCCGACCUCAAGGAAGCAGAAGCGAAGUUUGCACCUAGAUUUGCCGAAGCACACGCGAUACCUGACGAGAACGAGCGGCGGAUCAAGAUCGAGGGGCUCCGGAAUAGCUUCGGUACCAAGCAAUCGAUGAUUAGAAAGAAAUACGGAGUUCGCCUUCGCCAACGCCGAACCAAAGCAGAAAUCCAAGCAGAGGAGGAGCGAAUGGGUCUCGAGAAGCUCAGGAAGAAGCAAAAGGCCGCGGCCCAGCAAGCUGCUGCUGCUGCUGCUUCUGCUUCUGUGUCUGUUUCUACUUCCACGGGCACGGCCCCCCCUCGUCCUGCCGGUAGCGGUUGGGUUGCGGCUAAUGCGCCGCGUGCUAAUGCCGUAUGGGAGGAGCAUGAGGCUAAGAGAAGGCGGAUGGACGUAAGCGGGACCUACCAGACGCCUACUAAACCGACACUUUCCGUGAUUGAGAUUGGCGGCGGCCUCGCCGGUGUCGCGGCCACGGCUGAAACCCAUGAUCCUACCCGCCCGUCACCUAUUUCGGGUCAUCAGAAUCAGACUGCUAGUAGCAACGGCCAGUCAGAGGAAGAAGAUGAAGAGGAUAGCGGAUCAGGUUCAGGGAGGUCCAGCACGGCAAAUGACGAAAUGGAUGUUGAUGAACAACUGGGAAGCGGGCCGGCUUCGAGACCACUGCAGAACAACCACAACAGUAACCACAACGACGACGAUGACGACGAUUCGGACUCUUCAGACGACGAGGAUAUCCCAUCGACACUACCGGCGCAUGUUAGGCAGACGCUAGCGACGAGAAACGCAUAGGAGAGUUAUAAGUACUCGGCAUUCGCAAAGACGGGCACAACGAUCAGGUCGGAGACGCAGGUCAAGGUGGCCAGAUUAAAGGGUAAAAUUACGGCGAGCGCGUUCGUGGGGGAAAUGGU
Neurospora hispaniola is the source of this 3666-nucleotide messenger RNA. RefSeq lists its product as uncharacterized. The transcript has 3 exons. The coding region runs from base 437 to 3547 and encodes 1036 amino acids. Lineage: Eukaryota; Fungi; Ascomycota; Sordariomycetes; Sordariales; Sordariaceae. The record is from RefSeq and is a predicted model, not a curated record.